GCAACAGGCGGCAACCUACCACUGGGCAGGGGCCUCGGGCAACAGGUGGCAAUCUACCACUGGGCAGGGGUCUCGGGCAACAGGCGGCAACCUACCACUGGGCAGGGGCCUCGGGCAACAGGCGGCACACUGGGCAGGGGCCUUGGGGACUCAACGGGUCGGUGCACACAGCGGGGACAGUUCAGAACACGGGUGGUCAGUGCACACAGCAGGGGCAGUUCAGGACACAGGUCGUCAGUGUGCACAACAGGGACAGUUCAGAACACUCAUGGUAAGCAGCUUGCAGACCCUCAGCGGCAGGCGGCUCCAGACAGGGACGACCAGCGGUCAGCGUUCCAGGGACAACCAGCGAUCAGCAGACAGCAGCAGCUCCCAGGGCACUCAGCAGCAGACAGCUUCCAGGGACACGCAGCCAUGGAUAGUGUGCAGGGUCCCUCAACAGCAGCUCCCAGGGCACACAGCAGCAGACAG
Molecule: messenger RNA, 471 nt
Organism: Staurois parvus
Lineage: Eukaryota; Metazoa; Chordata; Amphibia; Anura; Ranidae
Source: the annotation of a GenBank genome assembly